AUGCGGACGGUCUUCAGGAAUGGCCGGGUCUUCACCGGCUUGCAGACCGAGUCAGCUUAUGGACGGCAUUCGUGCAUGAUCGUCAACGACGACAAGAUCGAAUAUGUGGGCAAAGACACCGAUCGCGAGGUCGAGGCGGCUGCUAACGAGGGUGCUACGAUCCUUGACCUCGGCCAAAAGACACUGGCACCAGGGUUCAUAGACAGUCACAUGCACCUUCUGAUGUUUGGGUUCUCCUUGCAAAAAAUCAGCCUCGAGCACUGUAAGUCCCUGUCAGACAUCCAGGCGACGAUCAGGCAGGCCGCGAAGGAGUAUCCCUCCAGGCCUCGGCUCCUCUGUCGAGGCUGGAUGCAUUUCAUGACGGAGGGACAAGCGUUAGCGAGUGACCUGGAAGCACUGGAUGAGCGGAACCGCCCGAUCUUCAUUGACUCAAAAGACUUGCAUUCGACGUGGUGUAACAGGGCAGCACUGGAAGAGAUGGCCGUCCAAGACAUGCCGGAUCCGCCAGGUGGGGAGGUCAAGCGAGACGAGAAGGGCAACCCAAGUGGCUUGAUGAGCGAGGCAGCCGGCAUCAUGUUCGUGUGGCCUCACCUUGCCAGGGUCGCGUCGAUGGAGGACAAGCUGACGGCCGUGCGUGAAGCAAUUAGGACGUACAAUGCCGCGGGGUAUACCGGCAUGAUAGAGAUGGCCAUGGACGAAAAUGGCUGGGAAGCCCUGCUGCAACUGAGGUCCAAGGAGGAAUUGUCCAUCCGCAUCGCAGUGUAUUGGCUGAUAGCUCCGUCGAAAACCGAUGAGGAGAACUUCCGCCAGGUCGAUCGUGCCGUCGAACUGUGGAAGCAGUAUAACCUGACGUCGUCUCCCGAUCUGCGAAUCGCCGGUAUCAAGAUCAUCGGUGACGGGGUAAUCGACGCCUGCACCGCGGCCUUGCUGGAGCCUUACUCUUCGACCGGGAUCAGCAUCGACCCGCUAUGGAAUGCUGACAUGCUCAAGAAGGUCGUCCAACGAGCAGACGCCGCGGGGCUGCAAUGCGCGCUGCAUGCGAUUGGCGAUGCCACGAUCAAGAUCUCAAUCGACGCCCUCGAGACUGUCGCUUCAAGCGGAAGACGACACCGCAUAGAGCAUUUGGAAUUGACGUCCCCAGGGGAUGCUAAGCGACUGGUGGAUGCUGGCAUCACUGCGUCGAUCCAGGCCGUGCACGCCGACCCUGCGAUAUUGAGGCAAUGGAACAACUUGCUCGGGGCGGAGCGACGGGGUCGCGCAUUCGCAUACCGGGAAUUUCUGGACGAAGGGGUCAGGCUGGCCUUGGGCACCGAUGCUCCCACAGCUCCUAACCUGCCUCUGCCCAACCUCUACACUGCUACGACGAGGAGAUCAGCGAGGGAACCGGACUCUGAGGAGGUGGUGAACAAGCACUUCGCGCUCCCAUUGCUGAACGCCUUCUCUGCAUCCACGCAAGGAGCAGCGCACAGUGUCUUCCUCGACAAGAUCACAGGGUCAUUAGAGGCAGGCAUGAAAGCGGACUUUGUGGUGCUGGACAUGGAGUGGUCGCCCGAUAGAUUGUUGCAGGCAAAGGUCACUCAGACAUGGUUCAAUGGGAAACAAGUUUAUGCCACGGCGUAG
This is a messenger RNA of Cladophialophora yegresii CBS 114405, 1620 nucleotides long. RefSeq lists its product as uncharacterized. Gene Ontology annotation, molecular function: hydrolase activity, acting on carbon-nitrogen (but not peptide) bonds. NCBI's taxonomy places the organism in Eukaryota, Fungi, Ascomycota, Eurotiomycetes, Chaetothyriales, Herpotrichiellaceae. The transcript has a single exon. The record is from RefSeq and is a predicted model, not a curated record. The coding region runs from base 1 to 1620 and encodes 539 amino acids.